Messenger RNA from Triticum dicoccoides, 1559 nucleotides. RefSeq lists its product as uncharacterized. Gene Ontology annotation, molecular function: protein binding. The transcript is spliced from 2 exons. The coding region runs from base 225 to 1004 and encodes 259 amino acids. The record is from RefSeq and is a predicted model, not a curated record. Lineage: Eukaryota; Viridiplantae; Streptophyta; Magnoliopsida; Poales; Poaceae.
AGGACGAAGGCAGAGCAGACAUAGCCGCCGCUGAGCUUCGCCUUUCCCAAAUCGAAAUUGAGAACGAGGAUCUCCCAACUCGGAAGCAAUGGCCGCCGGUCAUGCCAAGCAGUGGACAAGCAUAGCACGAGGCCGCCGAUGCCGGUGAAUCCCCUCGAACGUGCUCCACAGGCACUCACCAUCUCAACUUCUCAAGUCCACAGAUCUGCGAGUUGGAACUCAGGAUGCCGCCGUCGAGAUCUAGAAAGCGCACUUCGGCGCCGCCGGCCACGACUGCGCGCGCAAGGAGGUGCCGCCGGCCUGCGGCGGUGCCAUUGGACGAUGUCGCUGGCGCAGUGGCGCCCCCGUUUUCUUCCCCCCUCUGGGCGUCGCUCUCAGAGGAUUUGGUUUGCGAGAUAGCCUGGAGAGUGCUCUCGGGCGAUAUUCUGGACUACGUGCGCUUUCGCGCCGUUUGCACCAGCUGGCGGUCUGGCACCGUCUGCCCGCGGGGCCGCGGCGUCGCCGAUCCGCGCUUCUACCCGCGCCGCUGGAUGAUGCUGCCGGAGGGCCAUGGCCUCUACCCCGGCCACAGCAGGCUGCGCGGCUACGUCCGCUUCUUCAACCUUGACACGGGAACCUUUGUCCGUGUCAAGCUCCCGCUGUUCAACAGCCACUGCGCUCUUGACUCGGUCGACGGCCUCCUCCUCCUCCUGAGGGACGAGGACACCGGCAUCCGCCUCGUCCACCCGUUCACCGGCGACAUCGCCGAGCUCCCACCACUCGCCACCCUGCUCGCGCAGCUAAAGAACGACCCAUCGGUCCCUCAUGGUUCUGAUCCUUACUGGCGGUGGUCCUUAAUCAGAUACUGCGUCUGUGCUACCGUGUCCUGCAGUGCCGGAGCCAUCACCGUGAUGCUCGUGUUCCGUCAUCUGCGACGUGUUAGCCUUUGCUACCUCCGAGGACCAAGCAACCAAACGUAUCAACUAGUAUUACAGAUCGAUUACACAUGGAUUGCAGUGAACUGAACCAAGUUUCAGCCGAGCCAAGGUAGAGUUGCUGAACGAGUCAUAUCACGACACAAUCUCAGACAGCAUUACAGAGACCAGACAACCACAGCAUAUAUCAACCAGAGACUGAUCAACAAGACGCAAAGCAGAGACAACCACAGCAUAUAUAAACCAAUAACACUGUGUCUUUGCAUUGUGUAGGCUGCCAUUCUAAUGUAUGUAUCGUUCUCUGUUCUCUUUCAUCUUCCAUUGGAUUAUCAUUGGGAAGGUCAAAAGAAACAAAGUGUUAUUGGUUUUCUUUGGGUAUAAGUUGCUAAAUGAGUGUUCAUCUUCCAUUGGAUUAUCAUGGGAAGGUCAAAGAAAUAAAGUGUUAUUGGUUUUCUUUGGGUAUAAGUUGCUAAAUGAGUUAAACCAGAAGUGUUUUUUGGGUUAGUCCUGCAUGAGUUAUGUGGUGCUAAUUUUGCUGGGUUCAGUUGGGUAGUCGAACUUGGAAAUUAAUAUUUGUAAGCCAAGUUAUACAUGUAGAUUGGGUUUGUAUGGAAUUUUUAGGUUCUCGCCUACUGGUGAGCCGCA